Hemicordylus capensis (graceful crag lizard) is the source of this 2316-nucleotide messenger RNA. RefSeq names its product zinc finger protein RFP-like. Lineage: Eukaryota; Metazoa; Chordata; Lepidosauria; Squamata; Cordylidae. Bases 67 to 1497 code for a protein of 476 amino acids. Gene Ontology annotation, molecular function: zinc ion binding; protein binding. The record is from RefSeq and is a predicted model, not a curated record. The transcript has 7 exons.
GGACCCGCCCUCUCCUUUUUUGGAAUCAAAAAACGAAACCAAGGCUGGCUUCCGGGAGAAGCGGCUAUGGCUGCCGGGGGUGUCGUGGAGGGGCUGUGCGACGAAUCCAGCUGCCCCAUCUGCCUGGAAUACUUCAAAGACCCCGUGAUUUUGGACUGCGGGCACAACUUCUGCCAGGCCUGCCUCACCCGGCACUGGGCGAAAGCUGGCCGAGUGGCGUCCUGCCCCCAGUGCCGGAAACCUUUCGAGCAGAGGAAUUUCAGGCCCAACCGGCAGCUGGCCAAUGUGGUCGAGCUAGUCAAGAAGCUGGAGUUGGGGAAGGGCGCCAAGAGGAAGAGGGGGGAGUGCGAGCAGCACCAGGAGCCCCUGGAGCGCUUUUGCGAAGACGACCAAGCGGCCAUCUGCGCGCUCUGCGAGCGCUCCGAAGAGCACCAGGAUCACAAAGUGAUCCGGGCAGAGGAGGCUGCCCGGCAGUAUAAGGAAAAAAUCCAGGCCCAGCUUCAGUCUGUGGAGAAAGAGAAACAAAAUCUUAUGGAUCAGAAACUGACUGAAGAUCAGAGGAGCAAGCAGGGUCUGACCCAGGUAGAACUAGAGAAAAAGAUGAUUGGGUCUGCCGUUGAGCAGACACAAAAGUUUCUUGAGGAGAAGAAACACUUUUGGCUGGCCCAGUUGGAUGAUCUAGAAAAAGAAAUGCAGACGAGACAGGAGGAAAAUGUCACCAGAUUCUCAGAGGAGAGUUCUCGUCUCAGUAACCUGAUCACGGAGAUGGAAGAGAAGUGCCAGCAACCAGCAAGUGAAUUCCUGCAGGAAAUCGGGGACACCCUGAGCAGGUACCAGAACGAGCAAGUGAGGCAGCAGCUGGCAGUUUCUCCAGGCCUGGAAGAGACCCUCAGAAGUUACUCUCAAAAAAGAUCAGUCCUUAAAAAGGCCAUGGAAGAGCUUGAAGUGUCUCUGGAGCGAGCUCGGAACAAAGUGAACGUCACUCUGGAUCCAGACACGGCACAUCCUGAACUCAUUCUGUCUGAGGAUCUGAAGAACGUGAGAAGAGGCUGCAGAAAACCAGAGCUGCUCGACAACCCCGAGAGAUUUGACAGAAUGCCCUGUGUGUUGGGCCGUGAGAGAUUCACUUCAGGAAGACAUUCAUGGGAGGUGGAAGUGGAAGAGGAAAAAGGAGCAUUGUGGGCCAUGGGGGUUGCAAGAGAGACUCUCAGAAGGAAGGGAGAUACCAACCUUAAUCCCAGGGAGGGAAUCUGGGCUUUGGGGAAGGACUCACUUCCAUGUCAACUCUGGGCUUUUACCUAUCCUGAGUGGACUGCUUUGAACUGGAGAUAUCAGCCCAAGAAGAUCCGGGUGUCCCUGGACUACGAAGAGGGUCAGGUGGAUUUUUUCGAUGCUGAUGCAAACAAACUGAUCUUCAGCUUCCAGACAGCCUCAUUCUUUGGGGAGAGUAUCAGACCCUUUUUCUGGCUGUGGUCAGAAGUCGAAUUGAAGUGCUAGAUCUUGAGCAGAAUCUCCACCACUGUCAUCACUUUAAACCUAAGUAGUAAGGACGUAACACACUCUAGCAUUUUCCCAAUACCCGUGCAAGAAAGAACAGCCUUGGUGCUUUUCAGUCAGGAUUCUGCUUCAUGGUUCAAAACUUCGAUUAGGACAAGAAUGGUGGAAGUACAUGAGAAUCAUUGUGUUGUUGUUGUUGUUUUUUAAAUCAGAACAGGCAGGCUCGAACUACCUUUUAUCAGAGUACUUUGAAAUAAUCAUGUCCUCUACCCAAACAUGGUAAAAUGAAGAAUCUAAGUAGGGUUGAAAAGUUGUUAGGGCUUUUGUGCAUUAAAAGAUUGAUGAUGGAAUGAUGUAGAGUAGGCUUUCCCUUCCCUGCAUUUCUAUCUAUUGAAUUAUGUCAGUCAUGGGGCUUUAACAGAAGAGGAACCUCGGGGGUGGGGAGGAGAGUCAUUCUUAUCUAAAUUAUUUUAACUUCCAGGUGCAGAGGACAUGAUUAUUUCGGUCCACUGCAGCAUAAGGAAACUUUGAGCACUACUUGGGUAAGAAUCCUCUAUAGGCAAGGAAAACUGACCAGGGCAAGAAGAGUGAGGGGAGGGAAGGAAGGAAAUUGGGCAGAGCAGUUUCAUAGAGAUUGGGGAGAACUUUCCAUCUGUGAUAUCAAUGCUUGUUUAUCUUUCAGGUGAUCUUUAGGAAAUAGGCAGAUUAGACCUUCAUCUUUGCAAACAUAUUGAGUUUCUUCCAUUACUGCUUUAAAUAUUAUUCAUUUGCUAUUAAACAUACCAAAUUUGUUAAUGGAGUAUAAAGUCUAGUUUGGAA